GGUAAUAAGAGGGUGUUUGUUUAGGGGGAUAAAAGGGGUGGGACAAGGAUAAAAAAAUAGAGAUAGAAGAAAUAUAGUGUUUGUUUAGAGGGAUAAGGAUUAGAAGGGGGUAACGGAUAGAGAUAGAAACACCCACUUAUCCCUCCAUUUUUAUAAUUAGGGGGGUGGUAUAAGGGGAGAGGAUCAGAAAUGGGUUUUUCAAGACCAAAUUACCCUUAAUGAAAUUGAAAGGGUAAGAAAAAAGGGUAAAAGUUAGUAAGAAUAUUUUUAUAAAUUUAUUAGUUAUCCCUAAUUUGAUUCUCAUACUUAUCAAACAAUUUUUUAUCCUUGUCCCAUCUAAUCACCUAUGUUUAUCCUCCCAUUGUUAUCCUUCUUAUUACUAUCCCUCCAACUGCCCUGUGAAUUUAUGAUCCAUCAACCAUCAAAGCCUGCGAAAUGUAGCAAUUGACAAUUGACUCAGGUAGCUUCUUUACGAACAAAGGUGUAUAAACUGCGCUCUUUCCUCUACUUUAUCAACCCAUCUUUGUUUAUACCAUAUAUUAUGAAAAAUGUUUGUUUGCUGCCAUUUUCGAACAAUCUGCCAUACUCGCAGUGCACUGCUUAAUUCACCUAAUUUCCACUAUCUUCGCCAUUUUCGGCACCAAUUUAACCUCUACUCAACUCAACAUGUCUUUAAUUGCAAUGCCAAGAUCUCGGCUCUUUCACGAGCAGGCAACAUUGAGGCUGCCCGCCAACUGUUUGAUAAAAUGCCUACGAGAGAUGUUGUCACCUGGAAUGCUCUCCUUACUGGGUAUUGGCAAAAUGGAUUUUUCCAUGAAUCCAAAACACUUUUUGAGUCAAUGCCAGAAAGAAAUGUGGUGUCUUGGAAUUCUAUGAUAGCAGGUUGUAUUGAGAAUGACUUGAUUGAUGAGGGGUUUAAGUAUUUUGAUAUGAUGCCUAAGAGAAAUGUGGCUUCAUGGAAUGCAAUGUUAUCAGGUUUUGUUAAGUAUGGUAGGGUUGAGAAGGCGGUUCAGCUUUUUAGGGAGAUGCCAUACAAGAAUGUUGUUUCUUGCACUGCUAUGAUUGAUGGGUAUCUUCAAAAAGGAAUGAUAAAUGAUGCAAGGGCUUUGUUUGAUCAGAUUCCUCAGAAGAAUGGUGUAACUUGGACUGUGAUGAUUAGUGGGUAUGUAGAAAAUGCAAUGUUCGCGGAAGCUAGGGUGUUGUUUGAUCAGAUGCCAAAUAAGACUGUUGUUGCAACUACUGCGAUGAUAACUGGUUACUGUAAAGAGGGGAAGGUGGAGGAUGCCAGGAAUUUGUUUGAUCAGCUUAGGCAGAAGGAUAAUGUUGCUUGGAAUGCUCUGAUCACAGGUUAUACUCAAAAUGAAUUUGGAGAGGAUGCUCUGAAAUUAUUUUCAGAGAUGCUUAGACUGGGUUUUCAACCAGACAAGGGAACUUUUGUUUCUGUUCUGACUGCCUGCUCCUCUCUGACAUCCUUACAAGACGGCAGGCAAACUCACUCACUUGUUGUAAAGUAUGGAUGUGGGUCAAACCUAUCUGUUUGCAAUACCUUAUUGUCAAUGUACAGUAAGUGUGGUGGUGUUGCAGAUUCAGAGUUGGCUUUUACAGAAAUUCACAGCCCGGAUGUUGUUUCAUGGAACACCAUUCUUGCUGGUUUUGCACAACAUGGUCUCUAUGAGAAAGCUUGUAGACUCUUCAAUGAGAUGUGUGCAAAGGGUUUUACUCCUAAUGGAAUAACUUUUCUUAGUAUGUUGUCUGCUUGUGGUCACACUGGUAAGGUGAAGGAUAGUAUGGCUUGGUUUGAUUCAAUGGUGAAGGACUAUAACAUGUCUCCCAGCUCUGAGCAUUAUGCUUGUUUAGUUGAUAUAUUAUGUAGAAGGGGCCAAUUAGAAAAGGCCUACAAAAUUAUUCAAGAAAUGCCAUUUGAAGGUAAUUCUGGUGUCUGGGGCGCUCUUCUUGCAGCUUGUCAUGUUUACUCGAAUGUAGAACUCGGGGAGUUAGCUGCAACGAAAAUAAUGAAUUUGGAUCCUAAUAAUUCUGGGGCUUAUGUGAUGUUAUCAAAUAUCUAUGCUAGACAUGGUAUGUGGAAAGAGGUUAGCAAGGUAAGGCGUUCAAUGAAAGAGCAGAGUAUUAAGAAAUUGAUUGCAUAUAGCUGGACAGAACUUGGUAAUAAAGUGCACAUUUUUGUGGGUGGGGCUGUUAGUCACCCAGAGAUUGAUAAAAUAUGUAAAGCACUAAAGCACAUCAACUUACAUGUUAAAACUGUUGAAGAUGUUACAGACUUGGUUUCUGAAGUGACCUGUUUUGGCUCAUAAGUAAUAAGGUUGUUCAUUGAUGGUUUGGUUUAUGGUGGCGCUUUCGUGGAACUUCUGGAAUAUAUUGAUAAGAAAUUCUAGAUGCACAUUGCAAAAUAGAGUGAGGGAUCUCCAGAGCUUCCGAUAUCAGCAGCUGGAUCGUGCAAUUGCUGCAAGCCUGCAACUACGGGACUAGUUUUGAGGAUUUUUAAUGUUUGAUGUAGAGAAAUCAUUGUUGCGUCCAAGGGGAAAUUACUUUGAUGUUAGCUGAUACUCUAUUGUUGGGAUCCCUAACUAAACUUUGUGGGUCAAAUGUUAAAUAGGUUGUGCUGGAAUUUCUGACGCUCGGACCCUUCAUAUAUGCUGGACUUGUUAGAAAUAUCAGACUUGGAUGUGCUAUCAUUCCCAAGUAUCUGUAUCAAUUUGAGGUUUCAGAUACGUGUUAGGCAUGUAUAUGGCAAGGUUAAUGGAUAUUAGGAGUACCAAGCAUGGAAUCUUCUUUGAACCACCUUUCUUGUCACCAGCUGAUAACAAAUUGGAACAUGGGAAUUUAAUGGUUUGAAGUGAUUGCUCCAGAGGUCCAGGUUCUUCUGUGACCAUUAGGAAAUAAACAUACAACAACGUUUCUAUCAGGUCUUCCUUGCUCUACUCUCCAUGGUUUUGAUUAUGAGAUUAAAAAAAAAAAACAGCAAAUGUAGGGAAAGGGGUAUAUUUCUCUCCUUUUCCGGGGUUUGUUGGUCAUAAAAUUUUGAAUCCCUAAAUGGUUUCAAUAUGUCGGUAGUUCGGGCAAAAUGGUUGAUCUGCAAUUCUGCAGGAAGACUACAUUUAGAGAUUAAAAAGAAAAUGUGUUAUGGGAGGAAUGUCAAUAUUUAUAUUUCUCUGAGCUUCUGUGCUUCCUGAAGACUUCCAUUUUCAAACAGUGAGGGCCAAAUUAUAUUUCUCACAUAAAUCGCCACAUUUGGCUCCAUAUUUAAUUAGUGCAGUAGCGGAGCUCUAUAGAGUAUGAAGUUGAUGUUCAUGAUUUCUGAGUUGUUAUCAGGUAAGCAAUAUUACAGUAUGUUUGGAUAAAGAAAGGGGAGGGACGAGAAGAGGAGGGGAAGGAAAGGGAGGGGAAGGAAAGGGAGGGGAGGGAAGAAUGGUGAAUUUUUCUUCCAAAUCUCUCCAUCGUUGGAGAGAUCAAUUUCCUAUAAUUUAAUCCCUCCAUUUCUCUCCCCUCCAAUUCCCUUCCUUCUUCAUUUGUUUUCCAAAUGAAAGAUGCCCCAUCUCUCCAUUUCCCUUCCCUUCCUUUCCCUCCAUUUCCUUCAAUCCAAACACACCGUUAGAGAUUUUCUUGUCAUGAUUCUUCCUGGUCAAAGCUGAAGUGUUUUUGAAAUUUUUAAUGCAUGUAUGGGUGAUGUUCUUUGACAGUUUCAUGAAGGUCCUGUAAUAAACAUUUAGAAGUUUGGCUGCUGCUCAUAGUCAUGCUUUUAAAUCAAGGAUAAAUAAAGAGCUUGAUUUUUUUGAAACAACCCCCCCCCCCUUUUUUUUCCCCCUUUUUGAUUGUGAAUGGCUGAAUGCCAAUACAAGUAAAAAGGGGCAAGCAGCUCAUGACAUCACCAACGGCAAACAAACUGAUUUGCUCAUUGGUCAUAUGAGCUGAUUUGAACCUUUCAAACAGUGAAAUUUCUUUAUUUGAUCAAAAUUUUCAAAUUUGUGUUUUACAUUGGUUUCUAAUCUAAUGUCUGUUAAAAUAAUACAAUCUGAUUUAUAUGUAUUUUCAAUCUGUAUGUAUGGCUAUGGCCCUAUGUGAAUCACCAAGGUCAUGAUAAUCCCAUCUCGACAAUUGACACUUGACACGAGUCCCUUUUACCUCAUGUUAUCAGUCUUUAUCUCAUGUUAUCUCUGCUGAUUUCGCUCAUUAUUUCAAAGUUAUUGCAUCCAUUUGAGAGCAAUGAUUAUGGUCAUUAUUCCUUUGUAUUGGUAUCGCGCUAAAUUGGAAAUAAUCUUGAGGCAGUGGUUUCUUAGGAAAGGAAAGCCUCCAAGUUUGGAAAAUAUAUUGAAUGGUCACAAGUGGGAGAUCUCAUUCUUGGUUUAGCAGUGUUUUAUAUUCAAAGUAUUCCUAGGCUUCUUCUCUGCCCUCACACUUGUUUUCUAAAUAUAGAAGAUUCACAUUACCAUAGACUUUGCCUAAAUUUAAGAUAAUGACCCUGUUAAAUAUAUGUCCCAUUUUUCUCUGUCCUCCUCUUUUGACUGAUCUGAUUCUCCUCUCAAUGAGAAAAAAAAAACCAAAAAAAAAAAAAAAA
Molecule: messenger RNA, 4573 nt
Organism: Chenopodium quinoa (quinoa)
Lineage: Eukaryota; Viridiplantae; Streptophyta; Magnoliopsida; Caryophyllales; Amaranthaceae
Product: pentatricopeptide repeat-containing protein At4g02750-like
Exons: 2
Coding region: 549-2312 (587 amino acids)
Biological process (GO): RNA modification
Molecular function (GO): protein binding; RNA binding
Source: RefSeq, a predicted model, not a curated record